AUGGGCAAGGUGGGAGAGUGCAUCAUCCCUGGAAAGGAGACUCCAACCAAGUCACUCGACAUUGCUUCCGCAUCGUUUGAUAGAGGGUGGAACCAAGAGCGUUACCGGAACGGAGCGCACUGGGUCAAGUUACUUGACGAAGUUAGCAAGCAUGUGGCACGGCCGGCCCCGAUCUAUGAGCCGAUCGUUCGUGAUCCGUGUAUGCGAUCGACGCCCAACAAGUCUCGGUCCAUGAACUACCCUUUUGGCGAUGAUACCCAGGUCUUCACCUCAAGGGAUGUGCUCCUCGCCGGCUUCCCGUCGAGACAGGCCCAGAUGGUCUACGUUGAGCACUACAUGGACGCGAUCGAAGCAGCGUACUGCUUGUUUGACAACGUCUCGCUUCACGACGAAAUCUCGGCCUUCUGGGACAAAGCCUCAGAGACACCUGACGACUGGCUGGCGCAGUACUGCACAGUCCUGUCCCUUGGCUGCCAAGCUCACAAUUUCGUAUCCCGGUGCGGCCCCGAGGAAAAGAUGCCGGGCCAACUCUUGCAAGCCGCCGAGGCUUUUCUCCGACGGUCUCCGUUUCUGUUCCGGCCUACACCGGCCACCAUCCGUGCGCUGUGCCUCAUGGUCAUCGCCAAACAGGUGUACGCCAUGUCUUGUCACGAAGCCGACACGUGCUGGCCCCUGACGGGCAUGACACUGCGGCUGGCCAUGGGCAUGGGCCUGCACCUUGGCCAAGAGGAUGCGCAGCGGAGGCUCUGGGCUGCAGUCGUCUACUUCGAGAUGAGACAGACACUUGUGUGCGGUAUGCCCUGUAUGCUGCGGAGCGUAGACCUGGCGUCUUCAAAGGACUAUGGCGGUUUUGCAGAUAUUGUUCUGGGUAAUCUUGGCCAGCUCCUGCUCCGUGCUGUCUAUAUGGCUACUUCAGACGAGGACACCGGUGUCACUUACGACGAGGUGGUACAGCUUGACUUUGAAAUCCGUCAGCAUCUACGAGGAUGCAGCGCAAACCAAGUAGUACAGGCUGACAUGCUGAUCCGACAGACUCUCAUGGCCCUCCACUCACGCUUUGCGCUGCGUCCAUCUGCGCCGACAGAGUACCCAGUAUCUCACGUCUCGCUGUUCGAGAGCGCCCUAUCAACACUCUCGCACCAGCGAGCUCUCUGCGAGGGCCCAUCAUCAACGUCGCCGAGGGCGUGGUUUGCGGGCUUCUUUCGGCACGAGUUCUUUACCGCCGCCAUGUCUGUGUGCUCGCAGCUCGUGAACGGGGGCUUACCGAGGGAUGAUCGGUCUAUACAUGACUCACAUGGCAUUAUGCUCGAUGCAUUGCGGUCGUGCAGAGAUGUGUGGAGCAAGGAGAGAUGUGCGUCUGCGUGUAACGCGAAUGCGUGGGCUAUUGUGGACAAGCUGGUGCGCCUUCUCGAAGAUUAG
This is a messenger RNA of Fusarium keratoplasticum, 1419 nucleotides long. RefSeq lists its product as uncharacterized. NCBI's taxonomy places the organism in Eukaryota, Fungi, Ascomycota, Sordariomycetes, Hypocreales, Nectriaceae. Gene Ontology annotation, biological process: DNA-templated transcription. The transcript is spliced from 2 exons. Gene Ontology annotation, molecular function: DNA binding; zinc ion binding. Gene Ontology annotation, cellular component: nucleus. The coding region runs from base 1 to 1419 and encodes 472 amino acids. The record is from RefSeq and is a predicted model, not a curated record.